AUGGACCUAAACAACGUCAACCCAGAGGUAUCCAAAAACCCCGACAUGUAUUUCCGUCUCCUCUCAUCCUCCUCAGGACCUCGACUGGGCCGUCUUGCGCUUAAUAAAGUCACUAUCGACACGCCUUCGUUCAUAGCCCCUGCCUCUCGCGGCGCAGUACCUCACCUCUCUCAUGACAACCUUAGAGAUCAUACAGAUAUCAAAGGGAUAUAUGUCGCCCUCGAAGAUUUUGUCGAAAAGUACCCUCCUAAUGUCCCAAUCUACAAUCAAGCCGCAGGAAGCCUCCGAAACUUCACAUCCACACCUUCAAAGACCCUUCUUAUUCUCUCUGGCCGACGUGUGCCCCCUGUCACCACCGCCGCCUCGAACACAGAUCAUUCCCUGGCAAUCCUGACCAGCGUUGGCUUCCGCAUGCUCCCAAUCGACGAUUAUGUUUCUGCCGUCUCCCGCCUGCGACCGGACAUCGUCCUCGGCCUCCCAGACAUUCCCUCCAGCGCCCCCGGCAAACACCGCGGGCCGAAGAUGGUAUUCCGGACGGACAUGUGGCUUCAACAGCUUCUGAAUAAGACAACAGUAACAGCUGAUUACACCCCCCGUAUCUUUGCGCCUCUGUUACCACUCGACUUCGAACAGCAGUCGUAUUAUAUUGACACUCUCAUGGAUAAGAUAGAUAAGCUGUCCGGCCUCGCACUGUACGAUAGCGCCCUUGCGGCCGAGCUCCCAGAGGAGUUAGAAAAACUCCCGCGGAUGAGUGUGGAUGACGCUGAAACCCCGCAUAAAGUCCUGCAGCAGGUGCGCUGGGGUAUUGACCUCUUCAAUCUGGGUUUCAUCACAACCGCUACCGAUGCCGGAAUUGCGCUGGAUUUCGAGUUCCCAAGGCCCACAGCGGCGGGCGAAGAAAUACGACCAUUGGGCGUAGACCUGUGGGGCAAGGAACAUGCCGCAGACCUUGAACCUCUAGGGCAGGGCUGUAACUGCUAUGCAUGUAGAAGGCAUCACAAGGCGUAUGUGCAGCAUCUUUUGGUUGCGAAGGAGAUGACGGCUUGGGUAUUGCUACAGAUACAUAAUACGAAGGUUAUUGACCGGUUCUUUGCGGCUGUCCGGGGAAGUAUUGAGCGUGGAAGCUUUGAAGAGGAUGUGGCGAUCUUUGGGAGGUUCUAUGAGAGUGAAAUGCCGGAAAGGAAGGGGCAGGGUCCUAGAUUGCGAGGAUAUCAGUUCAAGAGCCAAGGUGGAACGGGAAAGAAGAAUCCAAAAAGCUUCACUAAGCUGGGCGCCGCAGGUGUGCCAGCGGGUGAUAUGAGGGAAGAGCUAGAUGAGGCCGUGGAGAGCGGAGUGAAAGAGGCGGGGAAUGAGCUAGAGGGCGGAUUUGCGGAAAGGUUGAGCUAG
This is a messenger RNA of Morchella sextelata, 1386 nucleotides long. RefSeq lists its product as uncharacterized. The coding region runs from base 1 to 1386 and encodes 461 amino acids. The transcript is spliced from 3 exons. Gene Ontology annotation, molecular function: tRNA-guanosine(34) queuine transglycosylase activity. The record is from RefSeq and is a predicted model, not a curated record. Lineage: Eukaryota; Fungi; Ascomycota; Pezizomycetes; Pezizales; Morchellaceae.